CUGGUGUUAAUCGAAAUUGAGUGUUAAAUCCAGUAAAGAUGUUGACAAUGUUGAUGUAUGUGAUACCAGUAAUUACAAUUCUGCCCUUGAUAGUCAUGUUCUAUUUGUGGGAGCACAAAUAUGUUUCAACCUUCAAGAUCCUCUCUUCUCUCUGGGAAAAGAGGAAGAGGGUGAUGAUGAAGUCAGAAAACCAGUUUGAUCGUCUACCGAUUCCUCUGUUCCAUCUGAUAUUGGAGAAGAUGAACGACAUCGAAUCUCUCUCCCGUUGCAUUUGCGUCUCCAAGCUAUUCGCUGCCGUCGUCCCCAAAAUCAAUACAAUCUCUCUCACUGUACUCUUCAAGAUCAAUUCCGACAGACAAUUGGAUUUUCAGCUCGAGAAACCACCUCCCGUUGAUCGAUUCCAUGCCACAAGGUACUUCUUCAACACUCUCAUUUACAGUGUUCAUGAAAACCCACCUCCGUUUCAUGCCCACUCAAGUCCUAGUUUUACUCAAGAACAAGUGGAAGAGUACGAGUUUAAAUACUACUCGAUGAAUAAAGUCUUAAAACCCUUCACUGAAAUCCAAACCCUGAAUAUCAAAAUCAACGACAAUGAAGGCGGGGGAAUCGAAAACUUCGAUUCCCCGCUAAAAUGGAGGGCUGCAUUCGGUAGCGAUCUGGAAGGUUGUAUCAUUCUAGGAAACAAAACGACCAUAAGAACUGGUUCUGUCGAGGAAGAGGAAAUCAGGGCGCCUCUGACUGAUAAGGACAUGACAAUGCGAGUAGUUUGGGCAAUGUCAUGUCUGACGGCGGCGUCGGUGAGGUAUAAACUAGUGAAGCAGGUGAUUUUGGACCAUUCGAAGCUCGAGCGAGUGGUGAUUAGAGACAGGAGUGGGAAAGGGAGACUUUUAAUGAGAAAGGGACAGAUAGAGAGGUUGAGAAUAAUUGGAAAUGGGUAUGAAAGUAAUAUGUUGGAGUCUCGUGUGGUGACGAUGAAGAUGUGGAAUGUACCAAAGCUGUGUCUGCCAUUGCAAGGGAAGAAGAUGAUAAAUGGGGUGACGUUAAUGGUGAUUCGGCCGGUGGAUGAUAACCCGGUGGAGGAGGAGGAGAAAGAUGAGGAUUUGGUGGAGAGGAUUUGGAGUGAAGGAGAGGAAGAGAGAGAGUUGAAAGAAGCUUUGAAGGAGAUGAUGAACAAGGUCAAGCCCAGGGAGAUUUGUAAUAUGAAAGUUUGA
This is a messenger RNA of Impatiens glandulifera, 1211 nucleotides long. RefSeq names its product F-box protein At4g18380-like. NCBI's taxonomy places the organism in Eukaryota, Viridiplantae, Streptophyta, Magnoliopsida, Ericales, Balsaminaceae. Bases 39 to 1211 code for a protein of 390 amino acids. The transcript has 3 exons. The record is from RefSeq and is a predicted model, not a curated record.